GUGCCGCUCCCAUCACAGGCUGUCGAGAGGGGUUUGCUUUGUUUGGGGAGAAGAAGGUAGAAGAAGAAGAAGAAGGAUGUCUUGCUGCGGAGGCAACUGCGGAUGUGGGUCGAGCUGCCAGUGCGGCAGCGGCUGCGGAGGAUGCAAGAUGUACCCUGACUUGUUGACCGAGAGGGAUACCACCGCCCAAACCAUGGUUAUGGGGGUUGUUCCUCAGAAAGGGAACUUUGAGGAGUUGGACAUGGCAGCUGAAGGGUCCGAGAAUGGCUGCAAGUGCGGAUCCAACUGCACCUGCGAUCCCUGCAACUGCAAAUGAGGGAGAUGAUCAGAGUUUGAAGAGGGAGAGGAGCAGCAUCGGUGGUGGUGUUGUGGGGUUAGUGACUUGUGUUUGGACUUGGUGAUGGAAAUAAAAGGCCAUGGCUUACUGUCUCAACCCUCUUCCCUCGGAGGAUGUUGUUCUCGUCACCAUGGCUGAGAGAGAGAACAGACCUCUCCCUCUCUCUCUCUCUCUCUCUCUUGCUUCUAUCUUGUUGUCUGUGGUUUGUGUGCGUCUGCUGUUAGUUUCGAGUGUUGUGUGUCGUUUAGUACUUGAAAAAGAAGCAAGUUUUCUUCCUGUGAUGCA
Molecule: messenger RNA, 622 nt
Organism: Musa acuminata subsp. malaccensis (wild Malaysian banana)
Lineage: Eukaryota; Viridiplantae; Streptophyta; Magnoliopsida; Zingiberales; Musaceae
Gene: MWMT2A
Product: metallothionein-like protein type 2
Molecular function (GO): metal ion binding
Source: RefSeq, a predicted model, not a curated record